UACUCUUCAAGAACAGAAUAACUCUGCAAGAUUUCUAUUAACAAUACCUACUUUUUGUGUAUUUUAGCGAAAAAGUUAUCAUAUUCUAACGGAGCCACUACGUUAAUUCAUUGACGUUCAGAAAGCAAGCUCUGGUUAAGGAAUCUACUGCUGAAUCAGAGAUAUUAAAAAGGUAUAAAUUUUACACAAUGAAUGCAGAGAGCCUAAGUCUGUGUGAGAAGCUAGUUCCCGCUUCUUAUGUUCAACAGGGGGCCCAGGCAAGACGGAUGCUUGAAAAUAAGAUCAGAAUAUUUAUACAACAUAGAAAGCUGCCCGACACUGGCUGGGCUGACCACGAGAUAGAGAUCUUACUACAGGAGUUAUCCACCAUGGACAGCAACAAUUUCCCAGGGAACUGUGGGGUGGGGGAGAGAGAGGGGCGACUAUACUCCAGUCUUGUUGCAAGGAGACAUUUCAGACUUGCUCAUGGCAUUGGCAGAUCAGGGGAUAUAACCGCUGUCCAGCCCAAGGCCGCGGGCUCCAGUCUGGUCAUGAAGCUCACCAACAGCCUUGCCCUCGAUGUUAUCAAGAUCUCAGGUGUGCAGUCAGUGGCCAGCUGUUUUGUUGUUCCUAUGGCAACUGGGAUGAGCUUGAUGUUGUGCAUGCUGGCGUUCCGAGCAAAGAGACCAAACGCCAAGUAUGUGAUAUGGCCCCGCAUUGACCAGAAAUCCUGUAUAAAGAGUAUGAUAACAGCUGGUCUGGAGCCUGUUGUCAUUGAAAACAAACUUGAAGGUGAUGAGCUGAGGACAGACGAGGUUGCCAUGGAAACCAAGAUACAGGAGCUAGGACCAGAGAACAUUGUAUGCGUCAUGACAACCACCAGCUGCUUUGCUCCCAGGGCUCCAGAUAGGUUGGAGGAGGUCGCUGUUCUGUGUAAGAAGUUCACCAUUCCACAUCUAAUCAACAACGCAUAUGGUCUCCAGUCCUCCAAGUGUACCCAUCUCAUACAACAGGCUGCUAGAACAGGUCGUGUUGAUGUGUUUGUUCAGUCCCUGGAUAAGAACUUCCUUGUGCCAGUGGGAGGCUGCAUUGUGGCUGGCUUUGAUCCAAACCUUAUACAGGACAUCAGCAAGUCAUACCCGGGUAGAGCUUCAGCUGGGCCCAGCCUCGACCUGUUUAUCACACUGUUGUCUAUGGGCAGUGCAGGGUACCGCCAACUCCUGCAGGAACGGAAACAGAUGUACACCUACCUGGGGGAACAGCUGAGGCUCUGUGCUGACAGGAAUGACCUUAGGGUGCUAGAUAUUAAACACAAUCCAAUCUCUUAUGCAAUUGGCCUACCAGAAGCCACAGAUGGGAAAGUGACAGAGCUGGGAGGCAUGCUGUUUACAAGAUUCGUCUCCGGGGCCAGGGUCAUAGAGAAGUCUGAUAAAGUGACAACAGUGAGUGGUCAGUCGUUUACCAAUUUCGGGGCUCACCACGACAACUUUCCUUGUUCCAACAUGACGGUGGCAGCUGCUGUGGGCAUUACAAUGACUGAUAUAGACACUUUCUUUACACGCUUUGAUCAGUGCCUAAAACAUUUCCGGAAAACUCAUAAAACAAGUGUUAUUGUUUCGCAAGAAAACAAUGGCGCUAAUGAAACAAGAUUGAAUGAACAGUUCCAGGAAAAGAGUGCUUUAGAUUCCAAAACGGGUAAAGGGGAAAGUACUUGAUUUGUAUGUGCCAUGUAACGGCUUUUAUAGAUGUAAAGAUGUUAAAUUAUUACUGUAAUAAAGUAAUAUAUCCAUCAUUAGGGUGCAAUGAUGUGUUAGUCCAUUUCAGAGAUUAACAUCGAGACCAUUUCUUUGUUUACUUUAUAUUGAUUGACUGAUUAUUAUUCUUUUGGCAUGGAUUACAUUAAUAACACCAUUAUGACACUGCUAUUUUGAUACAUAUGUCAAAAGAAGGUAAUAAAACAAAAAAUUAGGGUGAUUUAAUAGAAACUUUAUUAAUUUGUUUCUUAAAUAAAAUAAUGUUUAUAUAAAAAUUGCUGUUGGUGAAAACUUGUAAAACAUUCAAACUUAAUAUUUUUAAACAGGUUUUCACAUAGUGGUUAUUAGAAUGACGAAUGUCGUUGUUCAGGCGUGUGGCCUGCCGAGCGGGCGGCCGGGCAGCUUCAAACUCGCCUAUGAAACUGAAUAAUUUCCAGGUUUUCACAUAGUGAUUUCACAUAGGGUUGACUUUAGUCAGGGUUCACAUUUCUUGACCAAACUUCAUAUAAAGGAAGAAUUUAUGGAGACCUUUCAUGGGAAUGCAUUUGGGAUACCUAUGGUCAAGGUCACUGUUACUAAAAAUAGAAGAAUGGUUGAAACUAAAAAAAAAUCAGUCAGGGUUCACAGAUCUUGACCAAACUUGGUAUAUAGGAAGAGUUUAUGGAGACCUUUCAUGGGAUUGCGUAUAGGGCUUCUAGGGUCAAGGUCAAGGUCACUGUUACUAAAAAUAAAAGAAUGGUUGGAACUGAAUAACUUUAAUCAGGUUCACCUUGACCAAGCUUGGUCUACAGGAAGAGUUUAUGGAUACCUUUCAUGGGAUUGUGAUUGGGGUCGCUAGGGUCAAGGUCACUGUUACUAAAAAUAGAUAAAUGGUUGAAACUGAAUAACUUUAGUUAGGGUUGACAUAUCUUGACCCAACUUGGUCUAAAGGAAUAGUUUAUGGAUACCUUUCAUGGGAUUGCAUUUGGGGUCCCUAGGGUCAAGGUCUUUGUUACUAAAAAUAGAUAACUGUUUGGUACUGAACAACUUUAGUUAGAGUUGACAUAUUGUGACCAAUUUAGUAUGUAGGAAGAGUUUAUGGAGACAUUUGAUAGGAUUGCGUUUGAGGCCCCAAGGGUCAAAGUCACUGUUACUAAAAUAGAUAACAGUUUGGUUUUGAACAACUUUAGUUAGGGUUGACAUAUUGUGACCAACUUGGUAUGUAGGAAGAGUUUAUGGAGGACUAUCAUUGGAUUGCUUUUGGAGCCUGUUGCUGGGUCAAGGUCAAGGUCACUGUGACUAAAUAUAGAAGAAAAACAGUUGAAACUGAAUCACACAAUGAAGGAUGAAGUUCAUCUGUCCGUCAUUGAAAACCUGGUUUCGUCGCAUUGCGGCAUUUCUUGUUUAACAUUACAAUAGAAAUUUACCAGUCGAGUAUCAUUCUUUUGACUGCCCUGAUAGCUCAAUGCUAGAAUGUGUUCACUUUGCGUGUGGAAGGGCAUGAGUUCAAAACCCCAGCUGUGUCAAACAAAAGCAAAUGUUAAAAUAUGGUACCUGUAGCUCCCUUGUCUAGCGCUCAGCAUUAAAAGGGUAGUAUUGGGAAAAUGGUGUACUCAGGACUGGUUCAACCGAGAAAAAUGUAACCUGUGUAUUGGUGCUUUACACUGAGUACGUUGAAGAACCAAGAGGUCUCUUUGCAAAGAGUUAGCUAUUGCACCCAGAUCUCUUGUAUCUCACUCAGUUUUUUCAACCCUUCCAAUGUCUUCAUUUGACUGCAAAUUGCAGUUACUCUCACAUGUCACUUAAGGCAUAUAAAACACAAUUUAAGUUGUCAAGGCGGGGUUAAGCCAUAAUGCGGCCAAUAGGUGAUGGCAGACCUUGAUAAACUCAAAUAAACAAACAUAUUUUUUUUUGUAAUUAUGUUGGAUGAAUUUCCUUAAGGCAAAAGCAACAUUGGAGUAAAGCAAAGGUUUCAAUAGCAUGAUUUAAGUUUAUUUUGUGUUUGAGAAAAUUUACACAAUGAAUGGAAUAUUCCCUAUUUGUAUACCAGAAUUGUUAAAUCACUUAGCAUUAUUACAUUCAGGAUAAAAUAUCACCUGUUUCUAGAUAAAUCAUUGAAUUCAAAGUACAUGUACUUAUUUGCGUUUCAGUAUUAUACAGUCAAUUAAGCUUGCAAUACACAGACCUAUGUUUAAGAAUGGUUAUGCAUUUUGAAUGUACAUGUUACAAUGAAAUGAUUUAUAAAACGUUUGAAAAACCCUUCAAACUUUCCAACCUUAAUUUUUUGUCACCUUUUCUACAGUUCCCUUUUUUGCCCGUUAUUUUCUGUUUUAUUAUAUGAAGGAAAAAAACAUCGGAGUAUUUGUCAUUUUGGAAAGCGGACAGCUUCAGUAGAUUCUCAACAGACACAAGACCUUGUACCGUGGCCUUGACUUUAGUUCUAUUGUAGUGCAACACAUGUUAUGCGCUAGAACUCACUGUUUCCAUCUCCGGCUCAAACCGAGGUCAUAUAUGUUUGAAAUAUGUUCGAAAUAACCAGUGGUAUCUAUAAAAACAGAAUUCAUUCUGUAUGCUGUAUUCACAGGUCGAUAGAUUUUUAUGCAUUAAAACUAGGAUUGGAAGUUGUAGGUUCCAGUUCAUUUUUUGCAUUAGGUGUACAGAGCCUAGGCAUUUAGAUUGCAGAAAAUUCUGGAUCAUAUCAGAGACACCUAUAUAUGUACAUACAUUUAAAUAAAUAUUAAUGACUUUACCAUAUAUUACUGUCUUGUGUGCAUACUUUUAGUUUGUCAUGUUUAAGCACUCUUUUUAAGAAAUUAUUUGAUAUGAAAUACUUUCCACAAAAGUUGUCUGAAGGAUUUUUAGUUCCGUUGCAUAAAAAGGGUGAUGUAGAAAAUGUAAGUAAUUAUAGAGGAAUUACUUUGUUAAGUACACUUGAAAUUGUUUACAAAAAUUAUAAUUGAUAGAUUAAGUUCUUAACAUAUAUAUAUACAGGCACAAUCUGGCUUUAGAAAGCAGAUGUGAACUGCAGACAAUGUAUUUGUGUUAUAUGGUAUCAUUGAGCAUUUUUUAAACAAUAAGAAUCUUUUUUGCAGCUUUUAUUGACUUUACCAAGGUGUUUAAUUGUAUAGUUAGGGAUAACAUGUGGUUUCGACUCAUAAAGCUUGGUGUUAGAGGAAAAAUAUUACAUAUAGUUAAGUCAAUGUAUGAAAAUGUUAGAUCAAGGGUCAGAUAUUAAAAAGAAUGAAGUGAUGACUUUCCCUGUGUGCUCGGUGUUAGGCAGGGUGAAUCAUUAUCUCCCUUUUUAUUUUGUAUGUAUCUAAAUGAUAUAAAAGAACACUUUAUGCUUCAUGGUUUUGAAGGGGUUGAUUUAGAUAUGUUAAAAAUGUUCCUAUUUUUGAAUAAAUCCAAAUUACUGUUAUAUCUAUAUAGCAGCCACUGUCUAUUCACUGUGAUAAUAUUAUAGUAUUAUAUAUUUUAUAGUUUGUAUUAUAUAAUAAUAUAGUGUUAUUUAUUGUAAACUUAUGUAAUUAUGAAAUUGUAUUUGACCACUGAUCUAUGAAUUGUCAUGAUAUGUGUAUAUAUGCAUAAUUCUUGUAUGCUCAUGAGCUUAUGGCCUUUAUGCAUUUGAAAUAAACUAUGAAA
Molecule: messenger RNA, 5354 nt
Organism: Mya arenaria
Lineage: Eukaryota; Metazoa; Mollusca; Bivalvia; Myida; Myidae
Product: O-phosphoseryl-tRNA(Sec) selenium transferase-like
Exons: 11
Coding region: 189-1694 (501 amino acids)
Biological process (GO): selenocysteine incorporation; conversion of seryl-tRNAsec to selenocys-tRNAsec
Molecular function (GO): O-phosphoseryl-tRNA(Sec) selenium transferase activity; tRNA binding
Source: RefSeq, a predicted model, not a curated record